AUGCGACUAACAGAAUUUAACUUGACAUCUACCUCAUUAUAUUCGCCACCAACGACCCACUUGGGAUUCAUCAGCCAUCAACUGUAUGAGUUCAUACACAGGCUGUGUGGUCAAGUCGUCACCACGAUUAUCUGUGUCGUCGGCAUUUUCACCAACAUCGUCAACUGUCUCGUCUUCUAUCGUCAGGGCCUGCGAGACCGAAUGAACCUCUGCCUCUUCUCUCUGGCGCUCAUCGAUCUUUAUCUCUUGCUUUGCAUCUUCGCGACUUUUUCUGUUAGUUCUUUUAUCGAGCAGUUGGACGAGUCAGUCGGAGAGGAAUAUUUAAUUCGUGUGACGGCGGGUAUGUCGGGUAUAAUUUACGCUUUUCGCGCUGCCUCGGGUCUUAUCACUGCUCUGAUCGCGUUGGAACGCUGCGCAUGCGUGAUGCUACCUCUCAGGGCAACUUCCCUUAUCAGCACUCGCAGCACGGCAGUGGUCCUAACCUCGGGGGUUGUAGUCCUGCAGGUAGGUUUCCUAGUCGUGCCGUUAGAGGCGGAUGUUGCGCUCAUUGAUGAGAAUGAGACUGAGAGAGAGUGGCAUUUGGUCCCCACGACAACAGCCGAGAAAAGCCAACUGGUGUCGGAAGCUGUCGUCUUCUCAUUAUUGAAUAUCUCUCUCCCCAUCCUCACGUUUGUCGUCGUGUCGCUGGCCACCGCCCUCACCGUCACCCGCCUCCAAACGGCCAUCAAGUGGCGUCAGACGUCCAGCUCCUCCACAUGCGACAACGGCCGCCGACAGGUGGCGCUGACUAAGAUGCUCGUGCUCGUCUCGUGCAUGUACAUCGUCACCAUGGUACCCGUCGUCACCAUCAUCGUGUGUCGUCUGUUGGUGGUGGACUUUUCGCCGUACGGUCAUCACCACACCCUCUACCUGACGUGCAGCACGCUCGCCGACCAGCUUCCCCUCGUCAACUGCGCCUUCAACUUCGUCGUGUACUGUACCCAGUCCUCCCGCUAUCGCGCCUACCUCCGCCAACUGCUGUCUUGCCUUUUGAAAAAUGGAAACCAGUUUCCGGUCUUUUCAAUAACAAACUCUCUGACAUGUCUCUAUUGA
Molecule: messenger RNA, 1092 nt
Organism: Pomacea canaliculata
Lineage: Eukaryota; Metazoa; Mollusca; Gastropoda; Architaenioglossa; Ampullariidae
Exons: 1
Coding region: 1-1092 (363 amino acids)
Biological process (GO): G protein-coupled receptor signaling pathway
Cellular component (GO): plasma membrane
Molecular function (GO): G protein-coupled peptide receptor activity
Source: RefSeq, a predicted model, not a curated record